Molecule: messenger RNA, 813 nt
Organism: Dunckerocampus dactyliophorus (ringed pipefish)
Lineage: Eukaryota; Metazoa; Chordata; Actinopteri; Syngnathiformes; Syngnathidae
Gene: plaat1l
Product: phospholipase A and acyltransferase 1-like
Exons: 5
Coding region: 293-760 (155 amino acids)
Biological process (GO): N-acylphosphatidylethanolamine metabolic process
Cellular component (GO): cytoplasm
Molecular function (GO): glycerophospholipid phospholipase A1 activity; A2-type glycerophospholipase activity
Source: RefSeq, a predicted model, not a curated record
GUGCAUCUAAAAGACUUUGCUCUACCUCCACACUUGACAUGAAACAAGUGUCACUUAAGUGAUUUCCUCUUUCACUCUCUCUGAGCAGGAAACAGCUGCUUCACAUGCCACCUACAAAUGUCCUCUACAAAACACCCACAUUGGCACCUGAUGAGAUAAGACAUCAGCGUGACCAGAAAAAUGCUGGACCGUGACGAGGGCGAGGUCACCGUGUUACUGCCUGAGUUCACAUCUGUAGCCUGGAACAGACCAGACUAGACGAGACAAGCAGUGCCACUCAAAACGUGAACUCAUGGGGCAGUCUUUGCAGAAACAUUCUUCACCCAUGCUGUUCCCUGGAGACAUUGUGGAGUAUCCCCGGAACAAAUACUUCUCCCACUUUGCAGUCUACUAUGGCGAGCGGGAUGGCAUUCGCUAUGUGGCUCACCUGACAUCCCGAGAUUCUGACUCCAAGCUCGUGCUCUUUGGACGUGCCCUUAGGUCACAAGUCAAAUUAGAUCCAAUGGAGCUGCUGGGAAAGAAUUACAAGGUCAACAACAUGCUGGAUGAUUGCAUCCCAGCCAGAGAUUUCCACAAUGUUGUGAAACAAGCCAUUGAUGACACGAUGGGACAGGAAGUGACCUUUGACAUCCUGUUCCACAACAGCGAGCACCAGGCAACAUUCUUCAGAUACGGAGUCAAGAAGUCAGAGCAGAUUGAGAGAAUCUAUGAGCACAUAAUGCCUGCGUGGAAGAAGCUCUUUGAGAAGAAGCAGCUGUGAAAGUUCUUGCCUAUAUAAAGAUAAAGCAAAUAAAUGACAUUUUUAGGAUUUGA